UAUUUGCUUACAAAAUUUCAAAUUUUGUGUUGCCGGCUUACAGCUGAGUUUAAACCGCCGUCGAAAUUUUGAUUGUCAGUUGCCGUUAUUGUUAAUGUUUUUCGGCACAGGACUCUGAACGAAUGCCGCUUUUUGUAUUUUUUUGGGAAAAUUUGUUAAAUAUUAAUAAUUUUUAAAGAAAAUAACUUAUAACAAACAUGGAGGAGGUUCAGCGACACAGUGUUCAUACAUUAAUAUUUCGUUCCUUGAAAAGAACCCAUGAUAUGUUUGUUUCAAAUCAGGGCGCUUUACCAGAAAUUGAUGAAAAAUUAGAAAAGAUUAGAAAAUCCAUUAAGGCACGUGAUAGUUAUGGUUUGGUAUUCGAUCGUGCUGCCCAAGCUGCAGAGGCAAAGAAAUAUGGCAAUGGUAAUGCUAGUACUGGUAUGGCUGCUUUGGAGGGUCCCGAGAAACCUUUAGCCAUUACAGACGGUUCUUUAGGAGCGGGUCUCAACAAAGACAAUCUAUCUUUAAUAGCUGCCAACAACAAGAACGGUGAUAUACCCAUGAGCAAUGCAUUAGUUUCUGCCCCUGGUAUGCGUUCGGCCACGGGUGGCAGCAAUGUUCAGUUAAUACCCAAAAAAGCUCCUACAAUUCCCAAACCCUCAUGGCAUGCUCCCUGGAAGUUAUCACGUGUUAUUUCGGGUCAUUUAGGUUGGGUACGUUGCAUAGCUGUAGAACCGGGCAAUGAAUGGUUCGCUACUGGUGCCGGAGAUCGUGUUAUAAAAAUUUGGGAUUUGGCUAGUGGUAAAUUGAAACUUUCUCUCACGGGUCAUGUAAGUACUGUGCGUGGUUUGGCCGUAAGUGCCAAACAUCCGUAUCUCUUCAGUUGUGGUGAAGAUCGUCAGGUGAAAUGUUGGGAUUUAGAAUACAACAAAGUCAUUAGGCACUAUCAUGGUCAUUUAUCAGCCGUCUAUUCCCUGGCACUGCAUCCUACUAUAGAUGUUCUAGCCACUUCAGGACGUGAUUCUACAGCUCGCAUCUGGGAUAUGCGCACAAAGGCCAAUAUACACACAUUAACGGGGCACACCAAUACAGUGGCUAGUGUGGUGGCUCAAGCUGCCAAUCCUCAAAUCAUUACAGGUUCCCACGAUUCCACAGUACGUUUAUGGGAUCUGGCAGCCGGAAAGAGUGUAUGCACUCUGACCAACCACAAAAAAUCUGUACGUAGCAUAGUUUUACAUCCCACACUUUACAUGUUUGCUUCCGCCUCCCCGGACAACAUCAAACAAUGGCGCUGUCCUGAGGGUAACUUUGUGCAAAAUAUUUCUGGACACAGCGCCAUCGUCAAUUGUAUGGCGGUAAAUCAGGACGGCGUUUUAGUUUCGGGCGGUGACAAUGGUACCAUGUUCUUCUGGGACUGGCGUACUGGUUAUAAUUUCCAACGUUUUCAAGCACCCGUCCAGCCUGGUUCUAUGGACAGUGAGGCUGGUAUAUUUGCCAUGUGUUUCGAUCAAUCGGGUUCGCGUCUUAUAACUGCUGAAGCCGAUAAGACUAUUAAAAUCUAUAAGGAAGACGAUGAAGCCACAGAAGAAACACAUCCCGUUAACUGGAGGCCAGAGAUUUUGAAAAGACGCAAAUUCUAAGUUAAGUGUGUUAGGAAAUUUGUAUUUAGUUUUAAUUUUUAAUAAUAAAGUUCAAAUAUAUAUUUGUAUAAUUGUAAUACAA
Messenger RNA from Lucilia cuprina (Australian sheep blowfly), 1704 nucleotides. RefSeq names its product pleiotropic regulator 1 (gene Tango4). The transcript is spliced from 2 exons. The coding region runs from base 198 to 1622 and encodes 474 amino acids. Gene Ontology annotation, cellular component: precatalytic spliceosome; catalytic step 2 spliceosome; Prp19 complex. The record is from RefSeq and is a predicted model, not a curated record. Gene Ontology annotation, molecular function: protein binding. Gene Ontology annotation, biological process: mRNA splicing, via spliceosome. NCBI's taxonomy places the organism in Eukaryota, Metazoa, Arthropoda, Insecta, Diptera, Calliphoridae.